Molecule: messenger RNA, 588 nt
Organism: Botrytis porri
Lineage: Eukaryota; Fungi; Ascomycota; Leotiomycetes; Helotiales; Sclerotiniaceae
Exons: 5
Coding region: 1-243 (80 amino acids)
Source: RefSeq, a predicted model, not a curated record
AUGUCGGCUUCACUUGCACCCGAAUGCAAUGAAGUCAAGGAACGAUAUGAUUCGUGCUUCUUGAAAUGGUAUAGCGAAAAAUACCUUCGAGGCAAAGGUACAACCGAUGAGUGUGAAUCUUUAUUCAAAGAUUACCGGAAAUGUUUAACGGGUGCAUUGAAAGAGCGUGGUAUUGACAAAAUGCUUGAGGAAGCACGAGAGGAUCAUAAGGAACAUGACGCCGUAAAUUUACGACGGCCUUAAUGAAAUGCAUGCAUGAUAUCAGACUGUACAUACAACACUACCACUCAUGCAUGGGAAAGGCGUUAGGAUGGUUUUGCAGGUUACGAUUGUAUUGUUGUUGGGGAAUUUAAAGUAUCUCAAAUUUAUAUGAUAUUGAUAUUCAAAGAAUAGGAACAUUUUAUACUCGCAAGCAAUGCAACAGCAUGGCAUGGAGUACUUUGAUAGCCACCAAAGUUUAGAUGGACAUUCCGGCUAGGGAACAUGACUUAUCGAAAGUGCAAGUUCUCUACGUCUAUUUAUUUCGGCAAUAUAGUGCAGCAUCACUCAUAUGUAUGACAUAUCGAUUGAUAUAGCUUUCAACAUUUU